Molecule: messenger RNA, 1089 nt
Organism: Penicillium canariense
Lineage: Eukaryota; Fungi; Ascomycota; Eurotiomycetes; Eurotiales; Aspergillaceae
Product: proteasome regulatory particle base subunit RPT6
Exons: 4
Coding region: 1-1089 (362 amino acids)
Biological process (GO): proteasome-mediated ubiquitin-dependent protein catabolic process
Cellular component (GO): proteasome regulatory particle, base subcomplex
Molecular function (GO): ATP hydrolysis activity; proteasome-activating activity; ATP binding
Source: RefSeq, a predicted model, not a curated record
AUGGCGCUGGACAACUACUAUCGCAACAAGAUCGAGGGCAUGAAGCUCGAGAUUAUCCAGGGCCAGGCUGUUCUUCGACGCUUAGAGGCACAGCGCAAUGACUACAACUCGCGGGUGCGCCUGCUGCGGGAGGAGCUUGGUCUGCUCCAACAACCCGGCUCCUAUGUUGGCGAGGUGGUGAAGGUGAUGAGCACGAAGAAGGUGCUGGUCAAAGUACACCCAGAAGGCAAAUACGUGGUCGAUAUAGCAGAUGGCGUGGAUAUUGGCAAGCUCACGGUUGGCAAGCGGGUGGCCCUGCUCUCAGACUCCUACAAGUUGGAAAAGAUGCUGCCUUCCUCGGUCGACCCGCUAGUAUCACUGAUGAUGGUGGAGAAGGUGCCGGACAGUACAUAUGACAUGAUCGGUGGAUUGGACCAGCAGAUCAAGGAAAUCAAGGAAGUGAUCGAGCUCGGCCUGAAGCACCCGGAGCUCUUUGAGUCCCUGGGUAUCGCACAGCCCAAAGGUGUUCUGCUUGGAUCGGAGCUGGUGCAGAAGUACAUUGGUGAGGGUAGCCGCAUGGUGCGAGAGCUGUUCGUCAUGGCCCGCGAGCACGCGCCGAGUAUCAUCUUCAUGGAUGAGAUCGAUAGUAUUGGAUCUAGCCGGAUAGAUUCAGCCGGUGGUGGAGACUCGGAGGUGCAACGGACGAUGCUGGAACUGCUCAACCAGCUGGAUGGCUUCGAGCCCACCAAGAAUAUCAAGAUUAUUAUGGCCACGAAUCGACUGGAUAUUCUGGACCCGGCCUUGCUGCGACCAGGGCGAAUUGACCGAAAGAUCGAAUUCCCCCCUCCAUCAGUCGAGGCCCGUGCCGAUAUUCUACGUAUUCACUCGCGGUCGAUGAACCUGACGCGCGGCAUCAACCUGACCAAGAUCGCCGAGAAGAUGAACGGGUGCUCCGGUGCCGAGCUGAAAGGAGUCUGCACGGAGGCCGGCAUGUACGCACUGCGCGAGCGACGAGUGCACGUUACGCAGGAAGACUUCGACUUGGCGACCGCCAAGAUCCUCAACAAGCACGACGAUAAGGAGGUGGCAGUGUCGAAGUUGUGGAAGUAG